Molecule: messenger RNA, 1958 nt
Organism: Fusarium verticillioides 7600
Lineage: Eukaryota; Fungi; Ascomycota; Sordariomycetes; Hypocreales; Nectriaceae
Exons: 2
Coding region: 133-1563 (476 amino acids)
Biological process (GO): nucleotide-sugar metabolic process; ATP generation from poly-ADP-D-ribose; regulation of DNA repair
Cellular component (GO): nucleus; cytoplasm
Molecular function (GO): poly(ADP-ribose) glycohydrolase activity
Source: RefSeq, a predicted model, not a curated record
GCUCUACAAAUCUAUUAGUUAUAACACAACACAGUUCGCUCUGAUUGACUUCGAAUUCUUAAUGAAAAUCAGAGAACUAAUCCACAAUGCCGCUUUCCAAGCCCUAACUUACUUCUACUGCAAAUCAUCACAAUGCCAUCUCGCCCGCAGUUCUUUCAUCUUCCCAAUUCUGUAUCCUGUCGUAUACUCGACCGCUUCAGUGACCUUCCCGACGAUGCGGAAGUCGAAGAAGAUGAGAAUGGCAAAAUACCAUUUUGGCCGCUCUUGAAGCACCUUCUCUGCACGCCUGUGUCAAGUAUCGCGCAGCUGAUUGAUCGGCUACAAACAAUUGCCGCCAACGCAGAGACAUGUCAUGAUAGUGACUAUGGCUUUCUGAAACAGCUCCUUGAACAGCGAGGCGAAGCUGCUAUACUUGAUACUAUUUGGCCAAAGAUUCACGAUAUUGCACUCGCGUUGCCUAUCUACUUUCCUGAUGGAAAGCUUGAGCUGCUUCAGCCGGGACAUCCGCUGCAUCUAAGUCGUGGGCAAGUUGCUUGUCUUGUGGCACAUCAAUUCCUCUGCUCAUUCACACCUCAAAGGGACGACGAUGGAUAUCAAGACCUCGGCAUAUUGUUCUCAUCCGAGCAACGGCAUCCUACCGCAGUCCAGAUGUACCUGGAAGCUUUGUUUACUUACUUUGAGAGUAUACCUGAAGCCAGAGCUCUUUUGGAAGACCAUCAAGUUGCGCCCAAAACGGCUCACGGUUCUGUCUCAUACCAACUUCAUCUAGGAAAGCCAGUCUCACUAGAGGCUGUGAAGUUAGCAAAGCUACAGGUGAACUUCCUGGACGCUCACACAUCAAAUACACAUAAUCCAGAAGUUCAAGGUGAAGGAGGAGCAGCUGUUGUAUCAUCCAACAAGGUCAUCGGGUUUGGUCAAUCCGCCACACAAGAAGAAAUCUUUGUCGGGAUUGCUCCUGAAGCCUAUCCCGUGGUCCUGGUUGCGCCUCGUCUCACAGACGACACAGUCAUCACUGUUUCUGGAGCGAGAGCGAUGGUUGAUAUGAAAGGUCAAAGGCGUAACAUUGAAUGGACGAUACAUCCUACGCCGCCAUCAGAAGACUUCGGAGAAUGGAAGAAAUCAUGGAGGGGAGGACGUCUUGUCUUCAUGGACGCUUUGGAGAUGGACAUGCUUGAACACUCAGAAGACACUGGGUUGCCCGACUUAUCUCGUGAGAACAUUGAUCGCGAAAUCAACAAAUCAGCAAAUGGGUUUUCAUCCUACAAAGGAAAUUCCGUCUUCACUGGGCUCUGGGGCUGUGGCGCCUUCGGAGGUGACCCAGGGGUGAAGCUCCUGAUACUAUGUCUCGCAGCAGGGGCAACAGAUGUUGAGUUGAAUCUAAUGCUUGGACCCGGAGAACAUGACCUGGGAAGGAAACUGGAAGAGGUAGUCAGGGUUUGCCAAGAUUUGACCGCAGCUGACGUGCGUGAGCUGCUAUCAAAAGUUCCUCGAGACUUAAGAGGUGGAGGAAUUUUGGGAUGGGUUGCGAACGAGGCUUCAGGGGCUCAGCAUGACACAUGCUGAGGGUCAGGAAUCAUGACCUUGCCAGCCAAGUCUUAGAAGGAAUACUCCGUAAGCUCAUUAGAAAUCUUACAAUCAGGACCGAACUGAACCCCUUGGUGGACUGUUACCUGAAGCACUUGAGGAAUCCCGAGUAUAUCGGUUUUUUGGGAGAAGUCCGGAAUAUUGUUGGCUUUUAUGGAAACUCAUGUUGCUAUAAUUGUAUGUUGCUGAGGAAAAACAAAGAAGAAGAAAAAACCUAUGAGUAUGCAAAUGAUGCCUAACAGGAAAACACUUUGUGACGAGAGGACCGUAGGAUGGAUGGCCCGAGUAUAACCUUAAAAUAUGCAUCAUAGGCCCCAUGCAGAAAGCUUCCUUCACUGAGUGCGAGACUAGUUUCUAAUUUAGGUAUGCGUAAA